AUGACAACAAUUCGUUUAAAACUUCCAUCAAAUUUAUAUCGUCCAUGGAAACCACUUUAUCAUCAACGAUCAAAAAAACAAAAAGAUCCCCCAGCUCCAUAUACACCAUUAGAACAACAAUUAUAUGAUCAUGCUAAAAUUAAAUUUGAUCAAAGAGUUAAUAUUCUUCGAUCAAUAUUUGCUAAAGAAGGUCAAUCAUUAUCAACAAAAUCUCGUUUUGCUCAACUUCAACUUAAAGCUGAAGAACAAGAAUUUAAACAAUUAAUUAAUAUGGUCAAACAAGAAAAUGAACGUUUACUUACAAUGCGACGUAAUGAUGAACGUUUAGCAUUAGAAGAAGAAGAAAAUAUUCGUUCUCAAAUUCUAAAUAUUUUAUCUGAAAAACAAUUUAAUGAACAUAUUAAUAUUGAAGAAGAAGUAAAACAAAUAAAAACUGAAUCUCGUUCAUGGGUUAAUCCAAAUGAUUUAAUACGUGAAAUUGAACGAAUGCUUAAUGAAAAACAUGAUUAUAAUUUUUCAAUUGAUUUAGCUGGAAUAAAACGAACACAUUUAGGAAAAGAAAUUGUUGAUCAAAAUAAAACAAAUUUAGUUUCAAUGUCACCAUUUGAAUUUGAACCAAAGAAUGUUGCAAGAAAACCACCUGGUGCUUCGAAAUAUGAAGAAUAA
Molecule: messenger RNA, 666 nt
Organism: Rotaria sp. Silwood2
Lineage: Eukaryota; Metazoa; Rotifera; Eurotatoria; Philodinida; Philodinidae
Source: the annotation of a GenBank genome assembly